AUGCGCUGUCUAUCAACUCUGCUCGCCUGUCUGGCUUUCCUUCUGACCGCCUUACCAACAACAUACGCAAUAAAAUUCAACCUCCCCGCUGCCAAAUACCCCGCCGCAAAAUGUAUCUGGAAUGCUGCACAUCCCGGUGCACUGGUUAUCGUGACGGCCAACGCGGGACCGGGAGAGGGCAUGCGCGUGGACGUGGAGAUCAUCGAUUCGAGUCCGCAGAAGAACGUCUAUUUGAGUAAGAGGGAUAUCCGAGGGGAGACGAGAUUGGCGGUUACGGCGCACACGGAGGGAGAGGUUGGAGUGUGUUUCAAGAAUACCUUUGAUGGACGACCUGCGGAGAAGAAGAGGGAACCCAUGCGGGUCAUUGACCUCGAUGUAGACGUUGGCGCGGACGCCGUGGACUACAACGCCAUUGCGAAUCAGGAAUCACUCUCGGGUCUCGAAACGGAAAUGAGGAAACUCGAAGGAGUGGUGAAGGAGAUCGUAGAUGAGAUGAACUACCUUAAGAAGCGCGAAGAGCGCUUCUCCAGCACAAACGAGUCGACACAGGCACGGGUGGCAAACUUUGCAUGGUUCACCAUUUUCGCUCUCGUUGCUCUCGGUGUAUGGCAAAUAUUCCACUUGCGCGCAUUCUUCAAGCGCAAGUACCUCAUUGACUGA
Molecule: messenger RNA, 660 nt
Organism: Peniophora sp. CBMAI 1063
Lineage: Eukaryota; Fungi; Basidiomycota; Agaricomycetes; Russulales; Peniophoraceae
Source: the annotation of a GenBank genome assembly